AUGAGGUUACCUUCGUGGUUAAAAAACUCGUCUUCUUGGCUGUGGACUGCUGCCUUGUCACGAGCAGUUCAACGUCGACUACUAGCGUUUGCUUUACAAAAGCUUAUUGGAUCAAUUCUUCAAGAAAAUAUUCGUCCUGAGGAUAUACAGCUUCUAUUAUCAAAAGGGGUGUUGGUUUUGUCUAAUUUACAACUAAAUUGCGAGUUCUUAAAUGCAAUUGUCCCAUUUCCUAACAUUAGAGUAUUAAAGGGAAAUGUGAGGAAACUUGUUUUGCACGUAAAUGUUACAGAUCUUGUCAAUUUGAAUGUGGAGCUCGAAGUUCAAGGACUGUCAUUAGACGUUACACUUAUUCAAACAGAUGAAUCGAUGGAUUCCACAAUCUAUCAAGAUGCUUCAUCUCAACUUGACAUUUUGGAUAACGUAGUCGAAUACAUGAACAAGACAGCCUCCCACGACUUUGAGGAGGAGGUAAAAAGCGAGGGACUGGACGAUGAAAUACCUGAUAACUCCCGUAAUUUGCUUGACAAUAUAUUACAAAAAUGCCUUGCUUCUACUUCCGUAAUUAUAGAACACCUAAAAUUGGUACUCAAGCCAUCCCAUAUCCCUACUGCUUUGGAAUUAAGGAUUGAUUUUAUUAACUUUUCCUCUUUUAAUAACAGCUCAUUAUCAAGAUUAUUGAAUAUAUCGGGAAUAACUCUGGGUAUGCUCAAGCAAGAGAAUAACACCGGGCCUCGCAAUUCAUCAUGUUCUGAAGGUUCUGUGCUCUCUCUAAAUACCUCAACCUCUAGUACCAUGGAAGAUGCGAGAAGUUUUUUUACGCCUGAAUCUGAGUCCUCUGAAUUACAUGAAAAAAUGUACGUGAGUGGUAAUAAAGAAAAUGCACCUUCUCAUUCUCCUUCAACUCUGGAUGAGUCAAAGGAGACAAAUCAUAUAAUUUUUUUCCGUUCUGCAGGGGAAUUUCGAUUUGUAUUCAGCGUUGAAGUCUCGACAUUGUUGGUAAUAGAAGCUCAUGUUCCUCCUUGUGUGUUCGAUUUAUCUCCCCAAGUAUGUGCGUUUCUGAUGUACUUGUAUAGACUAUUCACUGUUUCAUCCAACGUUUCAAGUGUGGGAUCCGAUACAGCAAAAUCUCCGCUUAAUAAUAUUCAGUUGGAUAUUCAUAUAUCUUCUUUCGAAGUUGAUAUCCAUUGUAGGCAAGCUGAUGCAGUCGACUAUCUUAUUCCAGUCAAUAUAUCAGAUCAGCUUCAUUGGAUUCCUGAAAAUGCUUCUACUCUCGAAAUUUAUUUUAACCAAAUUCAGAUAUCUAACGACAAUCAUGACCUUAAUGACCUUUUCAUGACUUUUUCCAAUUUUGGAAUAUUUAUGGAUGGUAGUCCCUUUAUAUCGUUUCAUAAGGCCCUGCACUCUUCUUGUUCAAUUAAUCUUAAUAUGGAAAACUUGCAGUCGACUUUAACAUUGAGAAUGUCAAGCGGUGAAAUAUCUCUUCCAUUUGAAAAGUAUAUUAAUAUUCAGGAAUUCUUUAUUACUUUUUUUAAAGAUUUGACAAUGCUACAAGAUUCUUUGAUAGGUUUUACUGAGGUUAGCAGACGACAGAAUGCUUACCAGUCUUCAAGCUCAGUUAACAUAGAAUCAAAGUGUCCAACAAUCGAGAUUAUAGUCUUAUUUGAUCGAUUUCAAUUUCAGCUAACAAAGCGUCAAUCCGAACAACUCAUCACUUGCUUUUCUAUAGCUGCCAAUCAUUUCCAACUUACUAGAAAAUCUUUGGGAACUUUUUCUUCCGUCUUAUUAUUUUCUAAAAAUGUAACUUUUAACAUAGAACUCUAUUCUGCCGCUCAGUCCCCAUGGAAAAACAUAUCGUCAGAAAAUGUUUUGCGAAUCUCCAAUGGCAUUUUUGAGACACAUUCAGUUUCCGGGUUACCAGAAUUUAAUGUUUUUGUUCAACAAGAUGAAUUUUAUCACCCUAAAUUCCACAAGGUAACUAAUAAAACUCCCUGUCAUGAAAACCACUUUUACGCUGCUUUUGAUGGACUACACUUGACAAUCAAUAAAAAUGUAAUCGACUCUUUGAAGUCAUUAUUUGAGGAUAUAUCUGCUGCGUUCAUCAACCCUGUAACUCCUAAAAAUAUAGUGCAGCCGGAUUACAAAAACUUUUUAAAAAUACGGAAUCGUGAUUUUUCAUUGUUAUCGUACCACGAGGAUGGAAGUUCUUUACUAUUACGGUCUGACAGAAUUAAGCAUUAUAUGUCAUGGAUUGGGGCAGAAUUAAUAAGCUUAGAUUCUCGUACCUACAAUCUUUCGGCUUAUUAUUCUACAAAUUUUUUCAACGAUCUUCCACUCUUAUCAGUCGUUAGGAAUCUAAAAAAAGGUGAAAAAUAUAUUUUAAAUUUGUCAAUCACGUUUUCCGCUCAAAAUCAUUCCGAUUCUGAUAACGAAAUACAAAUAAGCAUAGUCGAUUUAGGAUAUGAGCAUUACAUGGCCGGUUUUUGGUUCACUAGUUUGUUGGAAACGUACUUUCUUCAAGACCCUGAUGUCCCUUUUCUUGAAUUUCCUGAAUUUCAUUAUAGCAUAAAUCUUACUGUAUCUGACUGCAUUUUAGGAUUGAAUCCGUCUACCGGGGAGUCAAAGUUGUUGAUACAUCUGAAAGCUCUUGAAGUUCACAUUGACGCCAUUCUUUUAAAAACAACGGUAAACAUCAAGUGCUUCACCAAUGAAGCCUUUUUAUACAUAAUUAACAAAUUGAACGAAGAUGUGGUUUCUGAGAAGAAGUCAUUGUUUCAAGAAGAACUUUGGAAAUCCGAACUUAUGCUAUCGCAACUGACGGUUGAUGAAACCAUUGGUUUCGUGAUUCAGUCAUUGGGUUAUGUUGAAUUGGCAAGGAUAACUGGCUUAAGUAUUGAAGUUACCAUACGAAUCAAUAAUGGAGAUCUGGCUACUUACAUAAAUCUUACUAAUGCUGAUUUACAUAUCCAGUCUUGCGCUGACAGCACUGAACUGCUUCUUCAAUUAAUUUCUGACUUUUCCGGUCCAAAUGAUGAUGAAACGCUCAAAGAUUACUUAGUAUCCCCCGAUGUCAAUUACGCAGACCUUCUUAGGGAAGUGGACACAGAAUUUUUUGUUGAUAUUGUAAAUCAUAGAAGCUCGAGGUCUUUAGAUACUGAUAUUUCAGUUAGCAGUCAAACUCUCGAUAUCGUCAACGACUAUUAUGCUUCUUCCGAUGGUUCAGUAGAUGAAUCAUUUCAGUUGAUAGCUUCAAAGGGUUCUCCUCGAAGUGAAAGCUUAUCGGAUGAAUUUGAUGACCUCAACUUUUCUGAUGAAGAAGACUUAGCGUCGGAAGGUAACUUGAAACAGGAUAUUGAGCUUAUUGAGGAUCAUUUUUUGAAUCAAGGAUCAAUUGAGCACCAUGACCAUGGUAUCUUGGCUACUGAUUACAAUUUACAAAUUGAAUUAUCUAAUAAUCGUGUAGUUUGGGAAUUAUACGAUGGUUACGACUGGAAUUCAACUAGACAAGCUAUAUCUGAAGCUGUUGGGGCUUUUGUACAAAAUAACAAAUUAAAAAGCAAGGGCCGAAUCAAAACUCAUAUUUUUGAAAGUAUCUGUUUGGAAGGAUUUUCUCAAUUUGGAAAACUAUAUUUCGAUAAAAUUGCCCAAGCCAUUGACCUGGAUGACCGAACAGAAGCUUUUUCUAAAAAUGAUAGGCAGCACACUUUACGGUUAGGCCGGUCAAAAAGUAAUAAGGUAGUGGUUGAGAUAAUCGGGUUAAUGGGGAGUUUCACCUCCUUACGGGAGGAAAAAGUUUCAAAUGAAAUUUUAAGUGAACUGGAUCUUGGCAUGAAAGAUUUGGCUAUUUACGAUCAUUUGCCUUCCUCAACCUGGAACAAGUUUUUCAGUCGUGAUUCUCGAUCGCCAUCAUCGAAAAAUAGGAACCAACACAUGAAUUUUAAAAUUGCUACAGUGCGCCCUGUACCAGGAUUAACGAAUACAGAGUUACGGGUGGAAAUUGGGAUCUUGCCUUCAAAGAUGUAUAUAGAUCAGGACACGCUAGAUUUUUUAAUUCGGUUUUUUGCAUUCAAAUCGGAAGUGCCGACGGAAAUGGAAGCGUUUACUAGAGACCUUCCAUUUUUUCAAUCUAUCUGUGUACAUGCUACUCAUUUUACAGUUGAUUUUAAAUUCAAGAAUCCUGAUCCUGCAGGAAUGAAAAGUGGAAGAUUACCUGAUUUUGGAAAUUUCUUUGUGGUUCAGGGUUCUGAAGUUUUUUUAAGGCAAUUGCAAAUCUACGGUCUGUCUGGAACCGAGGAGUUUUUGCAUGCUCUUCUGGCUAUCUGGUUUCAAGAUAUACGUAACAAUCAAUUGCACAAGGUGCUUAAUGGCAUAGUUCCUAUUCGAACACUUUUCACUGUUGGAAGCGGAGUUAAAGAUGUAUUUGUUUCUCCUGUUAAAGGAAUGACAGGGACGCAUGCACUAUUGAGGCAUGUUGAGGAAUACCUGCAAUCUUCGAGAGAAAUGCGAUCGAGAAGAUUCAGUUAUUACGCAAAUCAGCCGGAAUCGUUGGAGCAAGGGUUGCUGGAAGGUUAUCAUGGAUUCCGGCAAGGUUUAGUUGGAGCAAAGACAACACUACAAUCCAUUCCAAGCGAAGCUUCUCGACGUGCAAGUUUAGGUAGUGCUGCUCAAGUUGUUGGCAAGAAAAUGCCAUUAGCAAUGCUGAAGCCGAUGGUUGGAGCUACAGAGGCAGUGUCAAAAACCUUGUUGGGUUUAUCUAAUUCUCUCCAACCUCAACGCAGGCAUGAUCUUCGAGAAAAAUACAAAAGAUAA
Molecule: messenger RNA, 4806 nt
Organism: Schizosaccharomyces cryophilus OY26
Lineage: Eukaryota; Fungi; Ascomycota; Schizosaccharomycetes; Schizosaccharomycetales; Schizosaccharomycetaceae
Product: autophagy associated protein Atg2
Exons: 2
Coding region: 1-4806 (1601 amino acids)
Biological process (GO): autophagy of mitochondrion; autophagosome assembly; piecemeal microautophagy of the nucleus
Cellular component (GO): phagophore assembly site; extrinsic component of membrane
Molecular function (GO): phosphatidylinositol-3-phosphate binding
Source: RefSeq, a predicted model, not a curated record